GAUGGAAGGUGUGUGUGUGCGUGUGCGUGUGCGAGUGCGAGUGCGUGUACGGGGGGUAAAAAAGCAGAGAUAGACGAAACAGGGGUAGCUGUAGCGAUGGUGGUGGUGGUGGUGGUUGUGCGUUAGCGCGAAUUUAUAAGAGGGAGGCCUCUCUUCGUUUCUCAUUAAAACGAAGGAAUAUGCAAUUUCGCUUUCUUCGCCAUCCUCGUCGCCGCGCCGCGAUAUCUUUUCUGUUGCCGUCGCUUUACACACAUAUACAUACAUAUUACGAUAGCACUCAUUCGUUCGCUCGCUCGCUCGCUCACUCGGUCAUUAUUGUUGUUACGAUUGCGAUCGCGAUCGCGAUUACGCGUUAUUAUUGCGGCUGCGAUUCGAGAGUCAACGUUUCGCAAGCAGCCGGGUGUCAGGUCGAAAAUCACUCGUCAGAGCAGAGGUGAACCGACGUCGUCGGCACAUUUCCAUUUCCGCAUCUGCUAUCCGCUAUCUGCUUACGCCUAGGCGUUCGCGCCGUCGUCGUCGUCGUCGUCGUCGGUAUCGCUAAUUCGUACGUCCGUUUUUUCGCGAGUCGCAAAUGUGAAAAUACUCGUCGUAGGUACCUAAUCAAAGUUAUAGUCAGUUGGUUGGCUAGUGUGUAGUUCGCGUCCGCCGAAACCUUACGCCGAGUUUUCUACGUGCUUUUCAUUUUUGUCAACGCCAAUUUGCGAAUUGUUCGCGUCGCGUCGCGACGAAGAUAGCCUUUCGUACGCGUGGUACCUGCACCUGCACCUGCCUCUGCCUUCCGCUUCUUCUAUAACUGGUUGAUAGUUUGACGAAUGUCCAAACACAUACGGGAGGCGGCGGUGGCGGUGGCGGCGGCGGCAGAGGUGACGAUGAUGAAAGUGUCCACGUGCUGGUCCGUCGCACGUGUUAAUAUUCGAAUGUAACGCGAUUUUAUUUUUCGUGCCGUCGCGUUGUCGAUCUGACUCUCGUCGGAGAAAUACGACACAGCUCUACUCGCCAUCACCGGGCGCUGCCCAAGUCAACCGUUGACCUCGUACUCGUACUCGUACUCGUACUCGUACAACAACGGAUACGAAUUCGCGAUCGGCUGUGCAACCAGCAAAGCGGGCAACAGGCGAAGCAGCGACGCCGCCGCCAACCCGCCGCCACCGGACGCGAUGGUGAAGCGAUUACUCGCAAACUCCGACGUGGACGUACAUUUACGCGAUAUUUGCGCGUAUCUCGAACAGAGAUGGACGUUUAGCUCGAACCGCAACUGCAACUGCAACUGCGAAGGCCGCAUUGGCAUUGGCAUUGGCACUGGCACUGGCACCGGUACUGGUGGUCACAUUUUCGCUCACAUUUAUAGAAACGCCAUCGGAAUCGAAUUUGGUCACGCCACUGAUACCGACACCGACACCAACACCGAUACCGGUACCAACGAGUAAAGCCUACUUCUCGCCGCAAUCUUCAAGUACCUACGUACGAGUAUCUCUAUCUACCUCUACCUCUACCACCUAUUAGCUGUGGCAGUUUGCACCGUUCGCAAACGUAGAACGAGUUCGUCCAACCACGAUGGGAGAUCUGCAGCAUUUUUGCUUACGCUGGAACAAUUAUCAAAACAGUAUUACGACGGCUUUUGAAAAUUUACGCGACGACGAAGAUUUCAUCGACGUAACGUUGGCUUGCGAUGGGAAAACGCUUAAAGCUCAUCGAGUCGUGCUGUCCGCGUGUAGUCCUUAUUUCAGAGAACUGCUCAAAAGCACACCCUGUAAGCAUCCGGUAAUUGUGUUGCAAGACGUUGUAUUCGAUGAUUUACACGCUUUGGUAGAAUUCAUAUAUCAUGGUGAAGUAAAUGUGCACCAAAGGAACUUGACAUCAUUUUUGAAAACUGCCGAGGUAUUGAAGGUCAGUGGCUUGACUCAGCAAAAUGCAGCAGCCUCCGCUACCACGCCUGCAUCUUCAGCAUCUCCAUCAUCAGACCAUUAUAAUGAGAAUUUAUCAGCACGUUUUUCAACGCGGUCACCAGGCACACCUUUGGAUAAGAUGAACCCUUUUCAACAACCAUUUUUGUAUAGUACCAAUCAUUCUCAAAUCAGCUUAGCUAAUGAUGACAGAAAUUCCCCUAGAACAUCAUUAUCGCAACCACAGACAAACAGACACCGACGCCAUAUCCGUUCUCCAACUCCUAUUAGAUGUUCACAAUCGAGGGAUGAUUCCCCAAUAUCACUGAAAAGAGCCAAAUCAGCUGACAAUGCUUUACAGUCACCAUUAUUGCAUUGUUCCAAUAUUUCAUCACUGUCACCUUCAACCAUAUCCAAUGAUGACUCCACAUCAAGAACUUGUAAGAAUUCGAGUGAAGCAUUGUCAUCAUCUCGUCGGGGUAGUCCUAAUGAAAUCGCAAACUUGAAUAUCAACAACAGCAGUAAUACUGCUGGUAAUAUUAGUAACAGCAACAAUACAACCACAUCUACAGCUUCUACUGCCUCAGGCAUCACCGCCACUACUACUACUACUACUAAUACUACCGCUGCCACUGCUACUUCGUUGUCUUCUCCAUCAUCCUCAUUAUCAUUAUCAUCACCAUGCUCCGCUUCUGCAACUGCUACCACCUGCACCACUGUUCCCAUCACAACUGUAACAACUGGUAAUGCCAAUGCAGCAGUUAAUUACGAUGAAAAUCACAAUGACGAAGAUGUGGCCGCCAUCACUAAUAUCAGUCAACACAAUGACAAUAAUAACAAUAAUAGCAACGGUGAAGAAGACAUUGAUGAGGAUGAUGAAGACGAACCUCCUGUAGAUUUUUCUACCACCAGCACUGGGGUUGGUGGCAGCGCUAUAAAAAAAUACCGUCAUCAACAGAGUUAUUACAAGGCCGCAUCAAAAUCAUGCGCAUCCCCAAAAAACUUAUCAUUGAAAUGUGAACCAAUGGACCUGGUAUCCAGUAAUAAUUCCAAUACCGCUGUGGCAACUGAUGAUAAUGAUAAUGACAACAAUAAUUUCAACGAUGACGACAGCAAUCAGUCUGAAGACAGGCUUAGCGACCAGUCACCACCUCCAAAUGCGCCUUACCCUCAAACCCUACUCGAUGCUGAGGAUGCAUUUCAAGGCCAUCGUGGUUACUUAGAUAGUAAAUUAUUUGCGGCUGCUGGUGCCUCCUUCAGCUUCAACAUGGCUGCUGCUGCGUUGGCUGCUGAUUCAUUAGCUGGAUUCAAUCACCAUCAAAGCCAUACUGCAGUAACAGCAAAUGCUGUCUUGGAUGGCCUUGCUGCUUCCUCUCAAGGAUUACAAGUAUGCAGAUCAGGUUUCAUGUCAGCUCAACCACACAUUAUGACUGAGUGCUUGCAGCAGCUACCACAACCAUCAUCACCACCUGUGAUAUCAUUGCCACCUCCUUUGAUAGGUAACAUAAGUGAGCCUCAGGAUUGUCCUCACUGUCACCGAAGGUUUAGCUGUUACUAUUCAUUGAAACGGCAUUUUCAAGACAAGCACGAGCAUAGAAACACAUUGUAUAUUUGUGAAUUCUGCCAAAGACGAUAUCGCACCAAGAAUAGCCUGACAACUCAUAAAAGUUUGCAGCAUCGUGGCAGUUCUGGAAUGCUCAAACGCUUAAUACGUUCAACAACCACCACUGCAGCAGCUGCCACUGCAGCAGCCACCUUCAUACCAAGGUUUAGAUCUACAUCAUUGCUCUUCGAGAGUGUAAUGUAUAAAAAUACUAGUAAUAGUGUCUGAAUAUGACUCUAGAAUUUCCAUGAGCAUGUGUAAGUAAUACUGUGCAGACUGUAGGUGGGUAAAUACCUACUCAACUAUUGCCACAGCAAUUGAAAUUUGUACCUCACUUAUGUUCAAAGAUUAAGUACAUAGCAACUUGAUGAAUGAAUACAUCUGUAGCUCUCCCCCACUGAUCUGGCAGUGUUUUUUCCAACUUUUAAUUCAAGUUUCCUAAAGCAGGGCUUGAGCAAUUGACCUGCGGGACUACCUAAAUAAAAAUUGGUCAAUCUUUUUUACACAUCCUAUGUACUAAAAGUUCUCAUUGUCAUGAAACAUGCAAACCAUACUGCAGGUAAUUUGGUAUUUGCUUAUACGUACAUAGUAUGAAGUACUCAUAUUCUUACAAACAUGCGAGUAUGCCAAUAAGGAAUGUUGAAAAAAUGUGAACAUUACUGAAAAAUAUUCUUGUUUUUUCUUAUUACACCAAUGUAUAAUUAAAUGUCGAUGUUUGCUGCUCUACCCAUUACUUUGUUGCAUUAGUCCUUCUACAUUACUAGUUCCAGCCUUGAAUAAACAUGUAUUUAACUUCACUUUUUUUCAACCCACCUUAUUAGGAGGUAUCUAAUGCAUUUUUUAUGAUUGGUUGUGUAGUACCUAUGUUCGCAUGAACUAACCAACCUAUAAUUUAUAUGUAGGUACUAGUGUUGUGGAGUGAAAAGCAUUUUGCAUUGACUUGGGCUCCACCUCAGGUUUUCAAAAUUUAUACUCUGGAUUUUGCUUAUACUUAUAAAAGAAUAAUGGUUCAGAUUCUGCCCCACUCCUAGAACAACAGAAAAUUUGAUCUUGCUCAGUCUAUUUUGCACCGACUGUUUUGUUUUUUUAUAGUAAUAGGUACCAAGUAGAUUGAAAUCCACAGUUAAAAUUAAAAUACAUUUUCAUCAAGAAAAGGGAAGAAAAGUGCUGUCAAAAUACUAACAAAUACAGAAAGGGCUAGUUGGAGCAGAAAUUUUUUCACUCCAGUCUUUGGUUAUGCUCCAGUAUAAAGCUUGAAAAUUCAGCUCCUCAACACUGCCAGGUAACCUAUAUCUCACCAUCAGUUGUCUACUCUAUCAGUCUUGUCUUAUAUUGUGAGUACAGUACAGUCCAUUUGUCUGUAUUUCUGUAGGUGUUACUUAUUUAUUUGUUUAUUUUCUUAUAUCUGCAUUUGUUAAUUUGUUAUAUGUAUUUUAUUUGUGUUUCUUCAUUUGUUCAUUUUGUUUGUUUGUUGGUUUGUUUGUUUGUUUGUUUGCAUGAGUAUAUAUGUAUAGUUCUUUAUUUAUUCAUUCAUGCUCUGUGUUUACCUACAUACAUCCUAUUAUGAUAUUCAUGUAUAUUGUAUAUAUACUUGACUACCCGAACAGUACCUAUUCACUAUACCAGAUACCUCUAUACCUUAUCCAUACAGGGUACCCAGAAAUACAUGAACCCCUAAAAAAGUUUUCAGCAAAAUAUUUCAGUUGAUAACAAUGAAUGAUAAUUUCAUUAUAGCACAUGAUUGGUUGUUGGACUGAAAUGAUAUCAUUACUCCAAUCAUAUGGGUGCAUCUAUUUCACAUUGCCAACCUAUAUCUUUAAUGACAAACUUUCUUUGGGGUUCACAAUAUUUUUGCGCACACUGUAGACAUGCCAUGAUUCUGCUGAUGAAAAUGUAAGUAAAUUAUUGGAAAAAAUAUAGGGUAAAUGGCCAAUUCUGUACAGACUUGCCAAUUCCAAAGUUUUUUAAUGUCUACUUCUCUUUUUUAAAUUGAAAAAAAAAACAAAAACUUUUUUUAAAUCAAAAUUUUGUUGAAAAAAUAACACCACCACAUCUUCUUUGAAAAAAAAAUAAUAAUCCGUAAUUUGUUGAGUUUCAAAAUUGUCUAUUUUCUGGAUAAUUCUUUAAUACCUACAAAAACAAAAUAGGUAUGGAUUAGUUACUAAUUGAUAGUUUACCUUAUCUAUACAUAUCUUCUUUUAUGAUUUUUUAUGAUCUAAAUUGCCUAUCAAUGCACACGGACUUGUAACAGUUUUUGAUAUACUUAGUAUAGCUCUCACUUUGUUGUAAACAAAUGACAAAAUCUUUUGGUUAGGGUAGGAAGGGGGUGAGCAAAAAAAUGAAAAAACAGAAGAUUGUUCUUGAUUUCCAUGUGAAAAGCCCAGUUUUGUGGACUACAUCAGAGAAUUGACUGAUAAGAAGGGAUUGAGUAGAUAAAAUUCUAGUACAUACAAUAAUUUACGAUUGAUUCGAGUAUAUUGUUAUGGCUCACAUAAGUCACAUAGGUAUAUUUUGUAGGUCAAGUUCAAUUUUUCACGACUUAUAUCUGUGUGAAUAUUAAUAAGUAACUUACUGGAGUAUUUGCACAAAUGAGUACACAUAUCUAAAAAUUGUGAUUCUGAUGAUUUGUAUAGUUUAGGUAUGUUAAAUUGCCUAUUAUUGCGUAAGAUAUUAGCCUAGUACUUGUAUCUAGCCUGUUGUUCAUUGUUAAUUAUGUACUUGUUUGGUUUGGUCCAGACCGCAUAUGAGUUAACUUUCUCAUUUUGUGAUGCUGUGCCCAAUGUGAUAGUACAGAUUUUUGUGUAAUUUAUUCUGUAAAUUCGAUGCGCAUACGCUAUCUACAUUGUACAUAAAUAGUAUUUGAAUGUAUUUGUUGUUUGUUAGCAUUAAUUAACAUCAUAUUUCAUGUUUGCGUGUAUCUUAUAUCUCUUCUUAAAUGUGCAUUUGGAAAAAUGGUAUACAUGUUUUUGUGGCCAGGUAUACCUAUCAAAUGAGUAAAUUUAUAAUAAAUAGCCCCUAAUAAGAUGCCUACACCUAUACCCCACCCACCCAAAGGCCAAAAGUACUGCAUAUGUGGUUGUGGUACAUACCUACAUACAUCACUCAAAUCAAAUAGAUACUUGAAUAUAUAGCUCCUGGCGCUUUCAUCAGAUAUGUAGGCUAUGUAUUUGUAUCGAGUUUGCUCUGCGUUUUUUUUCUUUCAAGUUUUACCCUAUACGAGUAUGUAAGUACUUGAUUUCUACAAAGUAGAUACACACUUUCGCAUUGCUGAUGAUAUUGCAAAUGAUACAAAAUUCUGAUAUUGUAUGUAUGUACCCUAACUUGGAUUUGUUACACACCAUGCGUAGGCCCCGGUAUCUAAGUACCUAUGCACAAAUAAACUAUGUACUUUGUGUAGGUAUUUGAAAUACACAAACUUACUCGUACAUCACGUUACUUACUGUUGGAAGUCUAAUUGUAGACCUGUGUGACUUCAAUUUGAGUGUAAAUAUAUUAUGUACAGCCUAUGAUGAAUGUAUUCGUGUAAUGUAGAAAUGUAUGUAUGUAUCAAGUUAUAAGUCUGUUUUUGUUUCAACUUUCAUUUGUCAACUUUAUGUAUUUUGUAUUGUGUGUACCUAAUAAAAAAAUUGGUGUUUUUUUCUAA
Planococcus citri (citrus mealybug) is the source of this 7129-nucleotide messenger RNA. Its product is annotated as broad-complex core protein-like. NCBI's taxonomy places the organism in Eukaryota, Metazoa, Arthropoda, Insecta, Hemiptera, Pseudococcidae. Gene Ontology annotation, biological process: regulation of transcription by RNA polymerase II. Gene Ontology annotation, cellular component: nucleus. The transcript has 7 exons. The record is from RefSeq and is a predicted model, not a curated record. Bases 1555 to 3714 code for a protein of 719 amino acids. Gene Ontology annotation, molecular function: protein binding.